AUGGGGGUGAGAUCCAGCAAGUUUUUGAGCCAGUUGAUCGCAGCUCAAGGAGUGAAAAGAGUGAAAAUCCCUCGUUUGAUGACACCAAAAGGUUAUGUGCCUGUUUGUGUUGGUGUAGAUGGUGAUACAAAGCGUUAUAUGGUUCAUACGACGUUGCUUCGUCAUACAGAGUUCUUGGAGAUGCUUCAUAGAUCAGCUGAGGAAUUUGGUUUCUACAAUGACGGUGUUUUGAGGAUUCCAUACGAAGCCAAGGAUUUUGAGAAGCACUGGAUGAUCAAAAGAUCCAAACCCAAGAUUUACAAGGUUGAAACAGUUCAAUUAGCCUAUUAG
Pyrus x bretschneideri (Chinese white pear) is the source of this 330-nucleotide messenger RNA. Its product is annotated as auxin-responsive protein SAUR72-like. The coding region runs from base 1 to 330 and encodes 109 amino acids. Lineage: Eukaryota; Viridiplantae; Streptophyta; Magnoliopsida; Rosales; Rosaceae. The transcript has a single exon. The record is from RefSeq and is a predicted model, not a curated record. Gene Ontology annotation, biological process: response to auxin.